Lampris incognitus (smalleye Pacific opah) is the source of this 2938-nucleotide messenger RNA. RefSeq names its product ribonucleoside-diphosphate reductase large subunit-like. Lineage: Eukaryota; Metazoa; Chordata; Actinopteri; Lampriformes; Lampridae. The record is from RefSeq and is a predicted model, not a curated record. The coding region runs from base 221 to 2602 and encodes 793 amino acids. Gene Ontology annotation, cellular component: ribonucleoside-diphosphate reductase complex. The transcript has 4 exons. Gene Ontology annotation, biological process: deoxyribonucleotide biosynthetic process; DNA replication. Gene Ontology annotation, molecular function: ribonucleoside-diphosphate reductase activity, thioredoxin disulfide as acceptor; ATP binding.
CUGGCUCCCUCUGGAUUGGUCUAAAAACACGUCCGUCAGAAAUCGCUCGAUGACGCCCGCGAUACAAAUACAAUAUUUUGCGGGGUUUCGCGUUAUUCGCGCUCGCACAUUUUCAGGGGAUAAGGCUUGCGGAGCCACGACAACUGUCCUGCCAUAAAGGUUUUGCCGGUGGACCUUUCACCACCCCCCCUCUAGUGAGGAGUCACACUACAGCAUCAACAUGCAUGUGAUCAAGCGAGAUGGGCGCCAGGAGCGUGUCAUGUUUGACAAAAUCACCUCUCGUAUCCAGAAGCUUUGUUAUGGAUUGAAUUCUGAUUUUGUGGACCCAACUCAGAUUACGAUGAAGGUGAUCCAGGGUCUCUACAGUGGAGUCACCACUGUAGAAUUGGAUACACUGGCAGCAGAGAUCACUGCCACCCUUACAACUAAGCAUCCUGACUAUGCUAUUUUGGCUGCACGCAUUGCUGUCUCUAACCUGCACAAAGAAACCAAGAAAGUGUUCAGUGAUGUGAUGGAGGACCUUUACAACUAUGUCAACCCCUUAAAUCAACGUCACUCCCCCAUGAUUGCCAAGGAGACCCUUGACAUUAUCCUCGAGAGCAAAGACCGCCUCAACUCAGCUAUCAUUUUUGACAGAGACUUCUCUUACAACUUCUUUGGCUUCAAGACCCUUGAGCGGUCUUACCUAUUGAAGAUCAAUGGCAAGGUUGCCGAGAGACCUCAGCACAUGCUUAUGAGAGUGGCUGUUGGGAUCCACAAAAGAGACAUUGAUGCAGCCAUUGAAACUUACAACCUGCUUUCAGAGAAGUGGUUCACUCAUGCGUCUCCUACAUUGUUCAACGCUGGAACCAACAGGCCACAGUUGUCAAGUUGCUUCUUACUGGCCAUGAAGGAUGACAGCAUUGAAGGCAUUUAUGACACACUGAAGCAGUGUGCUCUCAUCUCUAAAUCUGCUGGAGGAAUUGGUGUGGCGGUUAGUUGCAUUAGAUCAACGGGGAGCUACAUCGCUGGGACUAACGGCAAUUCCAAUGGCUUGGUCCCUAUGCUUAGAGUAUACAACAAUACAGCGCGUUAUGUUGACCAGGGUGGCAAUAAGAGACCCGGGGCCUUUGCUAUAUACCUGGAGCCCUGGCAUUCUGAUGUGUUUGAAUUCUUGGAGUUGAAGAAGAACACAGGGAAGGAGGAACAGAGGGCCAGAGACCUGUUCUAUGCAUUAUGGAUCCCUGACCUCUUCAUGAAGAGAGUGGAGAGCAACCAAGACUGGUCUUUGAUGUGUCCUAAUGACUGCCCUGGGCUGAAUGAGUGCUGGGGAGAGGAGUUUGAAGAGCUCUAUACCAGAUAUGAGAGGGAGGGCAGAAUCAAGCGUGUGGUGAAGGCUCAGCAGCUGUGGCAUGCCAUCAUUGAAUCUCAGACAGAAACAGGCACACCUUACAUGCUCUAUAAGGAUGCCUGCAAUAGGAAGAGCAACCAGCAGAACCUAGGCACCAUCAAAAGCAGCAAUCUAUGCACAGAGAUCAUAGAGUACACUAGCCAAGAUGAGGUAGCAGUAUGUAACCUGGCUUCCAUUGCUCUCAAUAUGUACGUGACCCCUGAGAGGACCUUUGACUUUAAAAAGCUGGCAUACGUCACCAAGGUCAUUGUCAAGAACCUUAACAAGAUCAUUGAUAUUAAUUAUUACCCAGUGCCUGAGGCUGAGAACUCCAACAAGCGACACAGGCCAAUUGGAAUCGGUGUCCAGGGUCUGGCCGAUGCCUUCAUCCUGAUGCGUUUCCCCUUUGAAAGCGCCGAGGCCCAGCUGCUCAACACUCAGAUCUUUGAAACCAUCUACUACGCUGGUCUUGAAUCAAGUUGUGAGCUGGCCGCUCAACAGGGCCAUUACCAAUCCUACCCUGGCUCUCCAGUCAGCAAGGGAGUCCUUCAGUAUGACAUGUGGGGAAAGACUCCCACAGACUUGUGGGACUGGAAACUGCUUAAGGAGAAAAUUGCUAAGCAUGGUGUGAGGAACAGCCUACUACUGGCCCCCAUGCCUACAGCCUCCACUGCCCAGAUCCUUGGAAACAACGAAUCCAUUGAGGCAUACACCAGCAACAUCUACACCCGCAGGGUUCUCUCAGGAGAGUUUCAGAUUGUGAAUCCUCACCUGCUCAAAGACUUGACAGAAAGAGGGCUCUGGAAUGAGGAGAUGAAGAAUCAGCUGAUUGCUCAAAAUGGUUCUGUACAGGAGAUUGCUGAGAUCCCAGAUGACCUGAAACAGCUGUAUAAAACUGUGUGGGAAAUCUCCCAGAAGACUAUCAUCAAGAUGGCUGCAGAUCGUGGGGCCUUCAUUGACCAGAGCCAGUCCCUAAACAUCCACAUUGCAGAGCCCAACUAUGGAAAACUGACAAGCAUGCACUUCUAUGGCUGGAAGCAAGGCUUAAAGACUGGCAUGUACUACUUGCGGACAAAGCCUGCAGCCAACCCCAUUCAGUUUACCCUGAACAAGGAGAAGUUGAAGGAGGCGCAGCCAGCCAUGACCUCAGAGGAGGAGAUCAAACAGCUAAACACUGCUGCCAUGGUGUGUUCCUUGGAGAACAGGGACGAGUGUCUGAUGUGUGGUUCCUAAAUAUGCUCGCUCAAAACUUCCUUUCAGCCCAUUCACUCACUCAGGCUGUUUGUUUUAGUUGGUCUGUGCACAUUACUGAUGAAUAGAACACAAGGCUUAUUGCCAAUGAAAUAUUUUAAUGUGCUUUUAUCAUAUAGCAAUUUUAAACACUUCGCACUGGCAUACUCUUGGUGGAGCUACUUGUCUGUUUAUUGUAUAGAAUUCUUUACUUAUUAACAUAAGGCUAUUGUUACCUCAUAAUUGUGGAGUCAAACAAGUUUACUGAAUUUGAUACAACUGUGCAUUUUAUGUUGGGAUAAAAUUACAGUGUAAUAAAGUAAAAGCUUUAAUUUGCAA